CGUGCUUGUGUUUGACGCAUUUCCGCUUUGUUGGCUUUUGCUUGCGUUGUGUGCUUGCGUCCCGUCCCGUCCCGUCCAUCCUUGCUGGCCGCGCUGGUCGGCUGAGCUGGCAGGCCACGCCGAUCCACCGCGCUCUGCUCUAUCUACCAUUUCCCUAUUCACCUUCGUCCAUUGUUAUCCACGACCGUUAGCUCUCAAUCAGGCAUUGCUGCUCGCAAAAUUCUCUUACCGCGUCACCUAGAACCAAGAUUAUCCCCUUUCAGGUCUGCCUUGGUAACUGCCGGUGGAGCCUCGACGCGUCGCGUCCUUCCGUCAUUGGUCCCCUCGUCGCGUCAUCCUCUCGUCUUUUGAUACCGCGCCUAGAAACUCGUCGACUCGUCGUCUCCUUGGUCUCGUUCGUCUCGUCGUCGCCGUGGUAGCACGCAGCACGUUAGCCCGUUAGCCCGGUAGCCCGUCGCAGCCCGUCGCAGCCACGCAGUGGCCGGUCGUCGCGAUGAUGUCGUCGUCGCAGCUGCGCCUCAUGUCGGACCUCAAGGCCAUCCGCCAGGAACCCCCCGAGGGGUGCAGCGCGAGUCCGCAGAGUGACGAGAACCUCUUUGUGUGGAGCGCCACUAUAUUUGGCCCGGACGAGUCUCCCUGGGAAGGCGGCAUCUUCUCUCUGCGCCUGAUUUUCAGCGAGCAAUACCCGGAGAAGCCUCCGCGUGUGCGCUUCACGUCCGAGGUCUUCCACCCCAACGUGUACAACGACGGCACGCUAUGCAUGGACAUCAUUCAGGAUGCAUGGUCGCCGUGCCACAACAUCUGCACCAUCCUCACCUCCAUCCAGUCACUCCUGACUGAUCCCAACCCUGCAAGUCCAGCUAAUCCCGAAGCAGCCCAGCUUCUCUCCUCUGACCUUGCUGCUUACAACAGGAGAGUGCGCCAAUGCGUGCGGAAAUCACUAGACAACAUACAAUGAUGGACCAGCCAGACCGGAUGCCUGCCUUUGUACACUGGGCACUGCUCUUCCUCCACCCAUCUACCCAUCACUCCCAUAUCAUUGUCCAUACUACCAUUCGUUCCGUCCGUGCUCCUCCUCGCUCCUUCCUUUCUCCUGUAGAACUCGCAGCCGUUGUUGACACGCUUGCGUUGGUUGCAUUGCAUUAGCAGCAAGCGGACAUCUGGAUAGCUGCGGAGCUGGCAUGGCAUCGCAUUAGAUGAUAGUGCAUCUUGAACCAUGCCCUUCUCGCUCAGCGUGUUCAGGUUGGGCUGGGUUGGGUUGGUUGCAUGGACCGUAGUUUCACGGAGGGUGCCUUGGGUAUCUCAUAUCAAUGCAGUGCAAUACUCCCGCCGUCAGACUAGCAGUGCAGUUGGAGAUAAUGUUAGAAAGAGAGAAUUAUGGACUAGUGUGAGAAACCUAGAACAUGUACCUGUUGGGGUUGUACUCACUAGAAGCACACACCUAGGCUAGCCUAUAACUUCUACAUACAGCAUA
This is a messenger RNA of Closterium sp. NIES-67, 1474 nucleotides long. Lineage: Eukaryota; Viridiplantae; Streptophyta; Zygnematophyceae; Desmidiales; Closteriaceae. The record is from the annotation of a GenBank genome assembly.